CAAGGCUUAGUAUUUGAGUUUGCUACAUUAGUUGAAAGAUAUGGAUGUUGUGAAGGGUUUGGUGCAAGAAAGGCCAGUGGUGAUUUUCAGUAAGACUAAUUGUCCUGUAAGUCACUCUAUGAUACAACUCAUUAGCGGAUUUGGUGCUAACCCAACUAUAUAUGAACUCGAUCAAAUGCCAAAUGGCGGUGAUAUUGAUCGAGUUCUAAAGAUGAUGGGUCGUAAACCUAGUGUACCAUCCAUCUUCAUUGGCGGAAAUUUUGUUGGUGGUCCGAAUGAUUUGAUUAGCCUUCAGGUGCAAGGUCGACUUGUUCAGUUGCUGAUAGAUGCCCGAGCUAUUUGGGUAUGGAAUAGAACUUAGUUUUAGGUUCAAUUUUGUAGGACUAUUGGUAAGAUAAUGCAAAUAAAGUGUGUUGUGUAAUGCCUCGUUCUUUUGAGCAUGAUUAGAUCCUCAUGUUGUGUGUUCUUUUGAGCAUGAUUAGAUCCUCAUGUUGUGUGUGUUUACGAAAGAUUGAAAAUCAAAAUUAUGUGUACCAUCAAUCUUCAUUUUGCUAUAUAAUGUAUGCUAUCUCUAGCUGAAUAUAAAUAAAAUUUCACAAACUAUUGA
Amaranthus tricolor (Joseph's coat) is the source of this 607-nucleotide messenger RNA. RefSeq names its product monothiol glutaredoxin-S1-like. The record is from RefSeq and is a predicted model, not a curated record. Bases 41 to 361 code for a protein of 106 amino acids. The transcript has a single exon. Lineage: Eukaryota; Viridiplantae; Streptophyta; Magnoliopsida; Caryophyllales; Amaranthaceae.